AACCAAACCCAAGGCGAAGGGAAAUUCGACGACGAAAAAAAAAAAGCUCGGAAGUUUCUUUUCAGUCUCCCCAGCCGUGCGAGGACCCGACCAGGAGGAGCCGAGGAGGAGAGCGGAGAGGAAGGAGGAGCCCGCCGCCGCCGCCGCCGCCGCCGGUGAGGAGUUCGAUUUCUGCGAGGGGGAGCGAUUGCGAGGGUUGCAGAGGAGGAGGGAUUUGGGAUGGCCGGCCAGGACCAUGUGGUGGUUGAUGUGGAUGGCUUGGCGAAACCCAAGGACGACGGGGUCGCCGAGAAGCCGUCUGAGGGUGUGGCCACUUCGGCGGCUGCUGCGUCUCCGUCCGCGGUCGUUGACGUGGUCAAGGAGGAGGAGGAGGGCGGUGGUGGGGAGGAGGAGCCGCUCAUCCAGGCAGCUGAGUGCCGCAUAUGCCAGGAGGAGGACAGCGUCAAGAACCUCGAGAAGCCGUGCGCUUGCAGUGGCAGCCUCAAGUAUGCUCAUAGAGCUUGUGUUCAACGCUGGUGCAAUGAGAAAGGAGACACUACAUGUGAAAUUUGCCAUCAGGAAUACAAGCCUGGUUACACCGCACCACCUCGUGUUGAACCAGAUGAGACAACCAUAGACAUCGAUGGAGAUUUGAUUAUGGACCCAAGAAUUCUCGCUGUAGCAGCUGCCCAGCGUCGUCUUCUUGAGGCAGAGUAUGAUGGUUAUGCUACUACAGAUGCAAGUGGUGCUGCAUUCUGCCGUUCUGCUGCACUUAUUUUAAUGGCACUGUUGCUGCUGAGGCAUGCAUUGUCCAUCUCAGACAACGAAGGAAACGAUGAUGAUGCUUCUACCAUGUUCUCACUUUUCUUGCUGCGAGCUGCUGGGUUUCUGCUGCCGUGCUAUAUUAUGGCCUGGAUCUUCAGUAUUUUGCAUCGCCGGCGACAGAGACAGGAAGAGGCUGCACUGGCGGCAGCAGAGGUGGCCUUCAUCCUACAGUCAGCCCGGGGACGCGCCCUCCAGUUUGCUCCAGAGUCCCCUGCCACUCCGCAGCAGGAGCAGGAGCCAUCCCCGCAGCAGCAAUAGCUAGCAACGCAGCCUCAGUAGUUCGUCACGACUACCGUACAUCCCUGGUUGUUUCGUUGUUUAUGCCCACUGAUUGAAGAAGGUCGUGCCGGCUUGGCUUCUGCUUCCUAUUUGCCAGGUAGGAUGCCACACACACACUUCGAUUCAGCGGAAACUCUCUGUACCUUGUGUUCGAGCGAGUGUCAUCGAAGCAUCGAACUUAAUGUAAAUUCAUUGUUUACAUUCUCCCGUUGAGUUACUGUGACCGGAAUUUGAGUUUUAUCUCAUUACUUUGGAGGACGUGUCUGAGUAAAUCGGCAGGUUCUUAGUGAUACGAAAAUA
Messenger RNA from Panicum hallii, 1383 nucleotides. RefSeq lists its product as uncharacterized. NCBI's taxonomy places the organism in Eukaryota, Viridiplantae, Streptophyta, Magnoliopsida, Poales, Poaceae. The transcript has 8 exons. The record is from RefSeq and is a predicted model, not a curated record. Gene Ontology annotation, cellular component: membrane. Gene Ontology annotation, biological process: protein ubiquitination. Gene Ontology annotation, molecular function: ubiquitin-protein transferase activity; zinc ion binding. The coding region runs from base 220 to 1062 and encodes 280 amino acids.